GAGGAGGAGGUUCAAGGAGAAGGGAGCUGGGGAAAGAGGAGAGAGAAAGAGAGGGUAGAGAGACAGAGAGAGGUUAGGGGAGACGGAAGAGAAAGCGAGAGAGAGACGGUCGGAGAGAGAAAGAGGCGAGUGUCCCAGAGAGAGAGAGAUACGAGAGGAGAGAGCAGAGUAGAGAGAGAGAGCGAGAGAGAGCGAGAGAGCGAGAGAAAGAGAUCCUGUAACAAAGAUGUUUAAGCUGAGUGAGCGAGCGCAUCCGACUCACGGCUGCACCACGUAAAUGCGCGUGCGCGUGUGUGUGUGUGUGCACGCGCGUAUGUGUGUGUAUGUAGACACGUGUGUGCUGGUUUAUCUCUGGACUUAGAUGAGGAAUGGGGGAUUAGGCUGAGUCCAUUGGGACCCGGAGUGGAACUCAGAAGCUCGCGUCCGUCGGCUCAGCUCCUCGAGGAAGACUCGGCUCCACGGGAGGCGCGAGCGAUGCCGUGAUAACCCUCAGGCGCACACAGAGCUGCUCUCACCAAAGAUCACGCCAAAGACGAGGCCAGAAGCUAGGCGGUCCCGGCGGCACGGAGCAGCAUGCCCGACUCCCCGGCGGAGGUGAGGACGCCGGGCCGGGGCAGCCUCACGCCGCCCGCCAUGCCCCCACCGGGAAGCCAGGGCAGCGCCCGGGCCGCCACCUUCACCCCCACGGCCAUGCUUAACGGCACCAGCAGCAGCCACUCCCCGUCUGCCGGCUCGCUUGGGGGGUCCCCCUCAUCCCCACCGACCGGAUACCAUGGCAGCAGUGGAGGUGCCGGAGGAGGAGGAGGAGGUGGGGGAGGAGGAGGAAACGGAGGUGGAGGAGGAGGCGGCGGCGGCGGUGGAGGAGGAAGCGGAGGCGGCGGUGGGGGGAGCGGCGCGGGGGGCCCUGCCCCCCUGCUGGGCCAGCCCCCCGCGCUCCCGGCGGCGUGCGGGGCGCGUCAGCUCAGCAAGUUGAAGCAUUUCCUGGCCACGUUGCAGCAGUUCAGCUGCGACAUCUCCCCGGAGAUCGGCGAGCGCGUGCGCGUGCUCGUACUGGGGCUGGUGAACUCCACGCUGAGCAUCGAGGACUUCCACGGGAAGCUGCAGGAGGCCACCAACUUCCCGCUGCGCCCCUUCGUCAUCCCCUUCCUCAAGGCGAACCUGCCGCUCCUACAGCGCGAACUGCUGCACUGCGCGCGCCUGGCCAAGCUGCCCCCCGCCCAGUACCUCUCCACUCACCAGCACCUCCUGCUCGAGCUGGGGGGCCUGGUCGGUGCCGGGGUGGGGGGCGCCCCCCAACUCCCGCCGAUGCCGCCCGCUCACCCGACCCUGUCGUCCGUGGCGACCCCCAACGGGGGGCCCUGCACCCCGGCGGGGACCCCCUCGCUCGCCUCGCCCUUCGACUCCCCCGACCUCCUCCUGGAGCUCAACGAGAGCGGCAAGCGGAGGGGCGGCGAGCACAGGGUGCGAGAGAACGGCUCUCUCGACCGCGACUCGCUGGGACCCCCCGCGAAGCGCGGGUGCACGACGAGCCCCGCGCAGCGCUACAGCCCCGGGCAGCAGCAGCAGCAGCAGCAAGCCAUCAACGGACUCCCUCCUCCAUCGCUGCCGCACGGGGGGCCCAUGUCCCUGGGCCCUCAGGCCACGCCGCCUCCGGUCCCUCCCCCGGCGCCCACCGCGGUGGGCGGGUCUCACUACGCGCACGGCGGCGGCGGCGGCGGCGGCGGCGGCGCAGCCACCGGGUCGCACCCCCCUCCGCCGCGCCUGCUGGAGGGCGUCCACGGCGUCUCGUCGCACCUCUACCGGGAGGGGGCCCCCUCCUCCUACCGGGGGGACGUGCACGACCUCCGCGACAGACACCGGUCGCUCGGACUGGGAGCCCCGAGGCAGGAAGAGGUCAUUGACCAUCGCCUCACUGACCGCGAGUGGGCCGAGGAGUGGAAACACCUGGACCAGCUGCUCGCGUGCAUCCUGGAGAUGGUGGAGAGGACGCGGCGCGCGCUCUCCGUGCUGCGUCGCUGCCAGGAGAGCGACCGCGUGGAGAUCGCGCGCCUCGUGCGCCGCUGCGGGGACGCGGCGGCCGCCGCCCACGACGCCAAGAAGGGGCCGGGACCCCUCGGCGGGGUCCUGGGAGCGGGGCUCUCGGCGGGGCUCGGAGGCGGAGGCGGUGGGGGGGGAGGAGGAGGGGGUGGGCUGGGGGGAGCGGGGAUGGCUUCGGCGGCGGGGCUCGGCUCGGGGGUCGUGGGGGUCUCGCCCAAGCUUGCCGGGGUCACGGCGGCGGCGGCUCCGAUUGACGCAGUGCGGGAUCCUCCGAUCAGACACGGCAUGAGCUACAUGCCCGAGGAGAUCUGGAGAAAAGCCGAGGAGGCCGUGAACGAGGUGAAGCGCCAGGCGCUGGCCGAGCUGCACCGCGCCGUCAGCGAGGCGGAGCGGCACGCGCGCGGCGCCGUGGCGAGCGAGCGUGCGCGCAUGGAGCGCGCCCUCGCCGAGGCCAAGCGGCAGGCGGCACGCGAGUCGCUCGCCUCCGCCGGCAGGCAGGACGACUCGAGCGAGAGCUGCUGGAACUGUGGCCGCAAGGCGAGCGAGACGUGCAGCGGCUGCAACGCGGCGCGCUACUGCGGCUCCUUCUGCCAGCACCGCGACUGGGAGCGCCACCACCACGUGUGCGGGCAGGGCCACGGGCAGGGCCAGGGGCAAGGCCAGGGGCAAGGCCAGUCUCAGGGCACGCAGCAGCAGCAGCCUCAGCAGCCUCAGCAGCAGCAGCAGAUGAAGCCGGAGCCUCCGUCCCAAGCCGAGGGGUCCCCGGGCGCCGCGCCGGGACCCGCGGGGGGCCGCACGGCGAGGCCCCCCAAUCCGCCGGCCGCCACCUCGGGGCUGGAGGAAGACGACGAGGAGGCGGCGUCGUCAUCGUCGCCGCCGGGAGACGCGGCCGAGCCCAACGCCUCGCGCUAGGGUCGACGCGCCGUCGCCGUCGGAUGAUGAAGAUCGGAUCCAGCGGCGCGGGGUCACUGGGAGGGGGUGUGGGGGCCUGGCUGGGUCGGUGGGGGGGUUAAAUAGUUUCCUCCUCUUCAUCGUGGGUCUGAACCUAGGCCACCCCUCCCCCACACCGCCCCCCCCCCCCCCAACUCCGAGCCCCGGUGCAGUUGUAGCGCCUGCACACCCGACGGCUACGAACGCUGGUCCUGACCUGACCGACACGAUGCGCCCCACCACCACCACCUCCUCCUCCUCCUCCCUCCCCCUCCUCCUGGGAAGGGGGAGGGGGGGGCACCGAUGCUUUAAUGGUGAAGGCCGCACCUCACGCGACCGUCGCGACCUUCGCUCGUGGAGGGCCCGGGGCCCGCGUCGCCACGGGGUCAGGCUUCCACCUCGACCACCUCCACUCGACGCUCUUCUUCUUCUUGUUGUUCUUGUUGUUUGUUACAUCGGCGUCACGUGACGUCUACUCUGCCCGCGUGCAGACGUCCUCGUGGGCUCUCCGAGCCGGACCACGCUUAGCGCGCUCAGCGCGUCGCGAGAGGGUCAGAGCCUCGGAGGGGGUGGGCGAGCCGGGGGGGGGGGGGCUCACUGUGAGUGGAGCUGCGGGGACGGAGUGGGGGGGCAGGGGGCUCAGGCACGCGGGGUCACGGGGUCACGGGGAUAUCUCGUGACCUUAACGCGGGGUGGGGUGGUUGACGGUGAGUCACGUGAGGCGAUGAGUUUACUGGGGACGCUUGCGCGGAUGGGUUCGCAAAACUCGGGAGCCGUUCAGGCACUUGAUAGACAGCCGUGGGGAUCAGGCGGAAAUGUCAUAAUUUACGCAUACACACACAAUCACACACACACGCACGUUUAUACACGUGUACACACACGCUCACACACGCUCACACUAAUUAACACACACCACCUCUCACACAUUCACUACCGCUCUAACACACACACACUCACACACACUCUCACACACUCGCUCACACUCUCUCACACUCACACACUCUCACACACACACACUCUCUCACCCUCUCACACGCUCGCUCACACUCUCUCACCCUCUCACACGCUCGCUCACACUCUCUCACCCUCUCACACGCUCGCUCACACUCUCUCAUAAACCCGAUCGUGUCCCGGCCUCGCAUCACAACGCACACGGCAGGGACGCCUUGAUCCGAACCUCUUCAGGUUACUCUAAGGUCCCCUGUAAGGUUCCUCGGAGGUUCGGAACCAGUGCGCGAGGCCACGCCCCCGCUCCCCGCUGGAGACGUGACCCCACGCAGCCUCACGUGACCCCGCCGAGAUCUCACCGUGACCUCGCGACCUCGAGGCCGGGAGAGAGCCCCCUGCCCUAUCCCCCCAGCCCCCACAACCCCUCCCCCGUGGCCUGCCCCCCCUCCCACCCUUCCCCCAGGUCUCUGUAUGUCGGCAGCGGCCACGGGGUUCGGCCAAAGGAAGGCCCGAGUCCUUCACCUCCUCAUCUUCCUGACCUCCUGCCGCCGCCUCGGGCGCACGACCUCUCGCCCGCGAGCAGCAUCGGCCGCCGCCACCUCCUCCUCCUCCUCCUCGCCCUCCUUGUCGCUUUAAAGAAUAAAAACCAACUCCAGGCACUUCUCAGAUGAAACCAGUUGGCUUUAACAGAUGUAUACACGGUAGACACACACACACACACAAAAAUGAACAAACAAACGAAAGAAUAACGUCGGCGACAAUUUUGACGCCGUCGAUGACAGAUGAUCAAAGUGAGAAGAGAAGAAGCGUGUACAGUGUUUAUGUCGCGAGUUCGCGCGCGACUCAAGCUUGUCGACUCUCUCCCAAAGACACUCGAAGACUCCUCAUAAGACGCCCAAAGGUUCUCUCGCCGCCGCGUCUCGCGCCGCCGCGUUCUCCUCGGAGCGGUGCACAGAGCGUGGCACGCGGGUGGUGGUUGUGUUUGGUGGUGGUGGUUGUGUUUGGUGGUGGUGGUCGUGGUGGCGGUGGUCGUGGUGGAGCGCACACACAGCACAAAGAUGGCAACUCACGCUGCCAAACAGCCACCCACCCCACCGACCGACCACUGAAAUACAAAAAAAAACCUAAAAAAUAUAUAUAUGUGUGUGAGUAUAUAACUUCAAAGAAACAAAAAAAAACAUGAGAAAUCAAAGCCACGUGCCCCGGGCUCCCGCGCCGCGGCUGGGAGGCUGGAGGGGCGUGUGCAUCGUGACUCUAGAAUCUGGCUUCACGGGGUAAAUAGAUACAUAAUACAAGGAUGACCUCAACAGCUGCUGCGUGAGCGACGAGCAUUGUGUGAUGGAGACGGGGAACAAGGGCAGAGGCGGGGCUCCUCUGACGCCUCUUCUACUCAAAGCUACAUUCAGGGAAACGGAAGAAGCGACCGGCAGCUCAUUCUGACGACCCGCGGAGGUCGUGAGCUCGAACCCCACCAGCGACCUCUUAGGAGCCCCUCAAGACCGAACUUGACUCUUCCCCCACUACGCCCCCCCCCCUCCAGGACCCCUAUGCGGCGGUCCCGGAGAAGAAGACCGCGUGGUAGCGACUCGGCUGGGCACGGGGGGGGGGGGGGGGACAGGGGGCACGACGACUUCGUAAGGGGCGCGAGGCGGGAGAUGCGUCCUCCCGCCGGAUCUUCUUGCUACUCUUCACAUUCCUCCCCCCCCUCCUCCUCCUCCUCGCGUCUUCUGCGAUGUCGUCUUCUCCUCGUCGGCGAUGGAAGCAGCAGCCGCGGCACAAUGCGGGGCGCGUGCGCGCGUGGCUCCACGCGGUGACGCUGACCUCGUGACCCCACGGUGACCUCUGCGAGAUGUUGACCUCACGUGUACAGCCUCGCGGGGAGAGGGGGGGGGGGCAGGAGGAGGGAGGAUAAAGAGGUAGGUGGUGGGGUUGGGUGCUUCGGGUUACUUUUGCAACUUUUGGGAUAAGGUGUUCCUCCCUCUUCAAACGCUCACCUCCGUUAGGCGACCCUGCGCCAGAGGUGGAAAUUCCACAUUACUUAGUCGGUGGCCAGUCCGGUUUGCAUAUGAAACGACCGCUAUUGACUUCCCAAAAAGUGGUCCACGACUUAUCGACCCAGGAGGGAGGGAGGGGUGGUCGGUCGGCGGAAUCUAACUCUGGUGAGGCAGAGUGGGAGUUGUGAUCUCCAAUAUUCCCAUUGUUAAGUCGAACGCUUUAGCCACCGCACGGCCCGGAGGAGUGGUGGCGUAGGUGGCUGACGCCUCGCACGGAGCGUGACACAGAAUCGUCACGAACUUCGGCGGCCACGUGGGCCCAGGGGUCGGCGGACCGAACCAGCAUCGCUGGCAGCCUGGGCUCGAAUCCAGGAAAGUGGAACAUCGCUGAAUGUGCGCAAUAGCAGAGCUCGCUUCAAGGGAUGUCACGGACGCAGUUCUGUGACAUCCCCUUCCGCGGACCGUUCAGUAAUAGGUGGUGGAGCGCUGCUCGAUGACAGUUCCGAAUGAGAACCGCGUCUCGUGGCAACGCGACACCGAUAGCACAAUCGGUGAGAAAUGAGCAGAAUCGGUUCAGUUGAUUUCGGCUGAACACCACCUUGAUAUUACGCCUCCUCCUGCACCCCUCUUCCUGCUUCUGCUCCCCUCCUCCUGCACCCCUCCUGCUCCCCUCCUCCUGCACCCCUCUUCCUGCUUCUGCUCCCCUCCUCCUGCACCCCUGCCCCCUUCCUGCACGCCUCCCCCUGCUCCCCUCCCGCACUGCUCACCCACUGCGGGGCGCCGUGCCCUGCCCCGCCGCCUCCCCACGUCCUCUCCCGGACCCUGGGAACCAACUGCGACCGCGGGGGGUUCGGAGAGGAGUCGCGCAAGCUCGGACCUCCGCAGGGUCCUGCUGCAGGGGGUCGGGGUGGAGGCUGCGGGACACCUGAUUGAGAGCCCUCCCUUGCCACACGCGUUCACUCAGGGGCUCGCAGGAUCGGUCCGCGCGAUUGCUUCUUCCUCGCAGCAGCAGCAGCACCCGAGUUUGGGUUCCGCGUUUCCGCCGCCAAAACCUCGUGGACUCGACGCGCGCGCCGCUCGCGCAGUGACUCGAGACCCCCGCGGGGAGACCCCCGUGGGGAGUCGGGGGGGGGGGGGGGGACCCCGUGUGGGGCACCGCGCUCCUCCCAGGCCCCGCGGAGAGACACUGGCGGGAAGAGCGCCCGCGGGAGAGUGCGACUCAAGAGGAACGGCUUUCAAAGUCUCGAGAACGGAGCUCUGAGCGCAGCGACCGGGUGACGUGCAAGCGGCGAAACUUUUUGCUGAACUCGUCCGGAGCGGUCGUAAUUGACACGGUUAUUUAUUUAUUUAUUUCGCGCAUUUGUGUCUUUAUUUAUUUAUGUAUUUGCUCGGUGCGGAGUGUUGGGGGCGGGGAGGCGGGGUCUGGACUCGCCCCCUUCACCACUUCCUCUGAUUGUCGUCCCCUUUGCUGGAGGCGACCACCGUGCGCCAAAGUGAGCGUCGCUCGCAGACCUUCAACAACAACAACACAACAACAACACAACAACAACAACAACAAAAACACAAAACUCAACGCGUUCCCCUUCCUCUUCGGGAACAAAUUCCAAAUGUCUGAAGAACCUCCAAAUCAAAGCGUGGGGUUGUGGGUGGGGGGGUUCAAGGGGUCACCGCGUGCGCGUGUUGUGACGGACGCGCGCGCUGAGCACGCCGCAAUGCAUGCCGGGCCCCGUGGCCGUGUCCGUCCCUAGCAGAGGUCCUUGCCGUAGAGUCAGUAGCCGCCGUCGUCGCUGUUCGCAGCCCGUCGUGUCGUCGUCGUCGAUGUUAGUCGAUGUUAGUCGAUGUUUGUGGUCGAUGUGGUCGCGUCUACUGCCGCGUCCGGUGCUCACGACGGAGAGGGGGGGGGGGUUAUAUGGGGGGGGGGGUUACUCAUCCCCCUACCCCGCCGUGUCCUCCCCACCCCCCCCUCUAAAAUCCCUUGACGCUUCCCCCACAGCCCCUCCCCCACAGCCCCUCCCCUCAAGUAGGGAUAAACAAACCUCAAUGUAGUCGCGAAGGGCGAUGGGGGGGGGGCUAGAAACCCCCCCCCCCUCCUUCAACCCCUCCCCUCGUUUGGAGUCGCGAGGGCGAUGGAGCGUUCGGGCCUCUGCCGAGCUCCGAGACACGGGGGGGGGGGGGCAGCUCGGCUGCGUCAACCCGCGUCACUCGAGUGGUGAUGGUGGUGAUGAUGGUGGUGAUGGUGGUGAUGGUGGUUAUCGUUCUUGUUUCUGUUGUUCUCUCGUGUGAGCGUCCCGCCCGGGCUGUCCCACACCGCGAGCUUCGAGCUCAGCCAACAAGAAACGAUCGUCACGUGACCGCAAUUUGGAUGCCGCCGGUACCUAUACACGUAAUUAUAAUUUGCGUACGCGUGUUUAACUUCUUUCGCACCGUACGUAGCCGACCGUGAUAAUCUAAUGUCCGGGGGAAGACAACAAACUUAACGCAAAAAGCAGAUCAGAAGAAAUUAGUGUGUCAAUCUAGAUUAUUUCAAAGUGGAUAUCUCCAGUGGCUUCCUAAUAUUGGAAGAGCGUUCCAGACGGCCGCAGAAGCGCAUCUGAAAGCGCGCGAUGCAGUCACGCGGUCCCCUUGCCAAUCCAUGAGGCGGGGGUGGGGGGGGGCGGUGUUCACCCAAACUUCACUGCGCUGGUCAGUGCGACAUUUGUGAAGGGUUGGUGGAGGGUCGGUGGGCAAUGGCUGAGGACCAGUUCAGCUAUCGCCAUUCGCUGCUGCUGCUGAUGAUGAUGAUGUUAACCGUGGUCGGGAAUCGAACUCAGGUGGUCCGCUAACCACAGCCCCCCCCCCCCCCCCCGUGACUUGGUGUAACACUUCACUGCAAUGGCAUCGCUAGCGGGUGCGGCGCCCUACUGCUGAGAAGCCACUUUAAAGCAGUCGCCGUUUUGUUUUUAAUCCAAUUAGCAAACGUUCAGGCUCGCGUGGAACAGACAGCCCCGGGGGCACACGGCUUAGCUCGGUAUAUCGGUGUGUAGCUACAAGAUAAGAGCUGUCUGUGUUACCUACUGGGGUCGCGUGCCCGUCGGAGCGUUGGAAGUCGCCACGUGGUGAUGGCGGCGGCCGCGCGCGUGCUCGUGUGCGUGCGUGGUCGAGUCUUCGUCGCCGUAAGCGGUCGUGUCGCGUCGGGAAUUAUCGUAGUGCGUCUCAUGUCUGUGUGGACUACCUCCGAAGGCUAACCAAUUAACCAAUUAACAAGUUUAAAAUAAAAUAAAAUAUCUCUAAUUAAAGAAAAAAAACCGGAACCGCUUCACCUUGGACCUCGGAGCUUUAAUAACCAAAACCUCUCACAGAAAGCAAAGAAACCAAAUCUUCGCCUCUGCUAUAGCUGCUGCGCGUGUCUGAGUUUCAAUGGGACCUCCUCUUCCUCCUACUCCCCCCCCCCCCCCUUAAUUCGUUUUGUAAAAUCUUCGUCGACCGAUAAAGAAACCUCGAUAAAAUAAUAUAAUAAUAGGGAACUCGGGUCAUUGAAGUCUCAUCUGUGGUCCGCAGCUUUCGUGGACACACCUCAAGCGCGCUCAUCACUUGUAUCGUGAUGACGACCAGCUCUGCUACGUAGACUUACAUGCGUACAACAAUAGCGGUGCUCGCUAUCGAAUAGGAUGACGCAAGGUCAAAUACCGAGAGCUUUAUGAUUUAGAGAUUUGGUCAAAUCGGCGAGCUGUGUGGUCGGAUGUUGGUGGUUGUCUCGUCACGUUUCGCCGUGGAAUCUUCCUCCUCACCCUCUCCCGCCUCGCUUCCUCCCCCCUUCUCUCCCCUCGCCAAAAAUACCCCCCAACAAACCACAAAGUUACGGGGGGUGGGGGGGGGUAAAGGUUUGAGUCCGGUAACCGGUCUUAUUAUUCUUCGUGUCGCCGUGAUUCUCGCUAAAUCAGAAAAACGUCACCAGUGAGUAGUCCAUGACCUGAGACCAAGAUGCUUGCUUGUCUCCUGCCCGUACCGCACAAGGUGCCCAUCUCCUCCCAUCUCCUCCUGGCGUGGCCAAUAACGGUGCAUUUUGUGUGGCAGCCGCGUUCGCGACGAGCGGAGUCGUCAUCGGAUCAUUCACCCAAUUCCGCUUGGCCAUAGACAAGCAACGGAUACCACUCAAGAGUGUUAGGACGCUCCACUUAGUGCCCUGGCCCAAGGGACUAUUGCUGCGCUACGAGAGAGGCCCCCCUCUCGCCCUCUGCAGAAUGCAUCAAGGCACUGCACAGAGACGCAGAGCGUUCCCGACGGUGGAGGAGAGAUUCGUGCCGUGUCCUGCGAGACGGCGGCAGCAGCAGCAGCAGGAGUUGGCGCCGUGUGGUCGAAAUUCCGUCGAAAGUCCCAACAAAUAUUUGUUUUAAGAGCAACUGAAACUUACGAAUGAUCGGCUGAUGUUACUACAGAUGCCUUCUGGCAGUGGUGCAAAGGCACAGCCGACGACAACCACGACAAGUGGAACACGCUCAUCAGUGGCAUCGCCUUAGAAGGGCGACAUUAAAAGAGGCGACAUUCGUGGCAAUGACCUUCCUUCGUCAUCCCAAACGUGAUAGGCACGUCAAGAUCAUGGCCAUGAUCUUGAGUGAGCAUCAAUAGUAUUACUGUCAGCAUUCAUACACUGCUGCACGAGGCCUCCCGAAGCCGCCGCCGCCGCCUCUCUCGCGAUUUCUGCGAUGUCAGAAUCAAAAUCAGAAUCUGUAUUCAUCCUAGAGGAAUCCGAUAAGCUGUAAAGCUUUUUUCACAGAUGUCCACUAGGGGGCGGGUAAGAACGUUACAACAACAAACGAUUUAAAAACACGAUACUUGUGCAAAGUACAAGAAAGGUAAACAAAUCACCCGAAAACAGAGGAACUAAACUAUCCCCAUCCCACCAGGCAAAGCCCACUGAGGUAUUCAUUCAUUGUUCAGAAGCGACCUGGCCACAAAUGAACAAGGUGGCUCGUCAUGUCACGAGCCCGCCCUGCACACGAGGAGCUCAUCCUGUGGCUCCGCGUGGAGCACCUUGACAGACGGUCAUGGAGUUCUGCUGCUCCUGCUGCUGCUGCAACUCCUGCUGUGUUGGCAGUGGUGCACGAACGCAAACAACAACAAACUCAACGCACGCUCGUCACCAUCAACACUGUGUGUGGCCUGAAAAGACACGGGUACAAUUGGCGACGUUUCGGGGCAAUGCCUCUUCCUCAGAGCACCGACAGAGGCGUUACCUACGUCACCACGCAAUAUAAGAGAGAACCGCAGAGCUUGCGGGCGAAUUUAGCGGCGGCUUCUCACCACCGCGUGGCUGCAGCUGCCUUCCCGCUCCUCGUCCCCUCUCUUUCUCUCGUUCUCUGAGUCGUCCUCUCUAUUUUGAGUCGUCCCCUCUCUCUGAGUCUCUCUCUCUACGAGACCAAAUGAACCCCGUGCAGGGGCGGUGCUGAGUUACAAAGUUGAAUUUAUUGCAAUCAUUAUUGCGCAAUGAAGGGGCAUUGCCCGAAACGUCGCCUAUUAUAUUGUUUUCCUACUCAAUGCCCCACAGUGUUAUUUACGAAUGGUGUUGAGUUGUUUUAUAGGCAAGUUUAAUUCACUUUAUCGAUUAUUUUGGACUGAAGGCACAUGCUUAAUGACUGGCUGUCACACGGAAACCAAGAUACGUUCUAAAGGUGAUGCGAACGAGGCGUCUGACUUGAGGAUCAUCUUGAAGCGAGCCUCUCUGUUGCUGUAUAACUGAUCUUAACAUGACGUGAAUUAUCGUAUUUAAGAGAAAAGAGCAAUUCCGUACUGUGAGUGUGCGUACGUUUAAUUUAAUAAGCAAUUCGUCUGUAAAUAUUCACACCGGCUCGUCUCAUCAAAGUCAAAACCCACCCCCCCCCAAAAAAAUAAUGAAAAAUAUCAAUAAAAAAAAUCGAUUGUCUCAUUUCGCGAUCGCGUUGCGUCGUCAGCGGCGUCUGACCCGUGAGGAAGCGCGCGCGACAUCACGCGCCCACUGCCACAAUUAUCUUAGAUCACCGACAUUGGAAGGAAGAAAAAGAAAACGCUUCAAAGGCCCUUCAAACUGUGCGUGUGGUUUCAUUUUUUUGUCAACGGUCAAAUCUGCAUAAUGUUGGUGGUGGCGGGAGGUGGCGGGGGGUUGG
This is a messenger RNA of Lethenteron reissneri (Far Eastern brook lamprey), 12028 nucleotides long. Its product is annotated as protein CBFA2T1-like. The record is from RefSeq and is a predicted model, not a curated record. Lineage: Eukaryota; Metazoa; Chordata; Hyperoartia; Petromyzontiformes; Petromyzontidae. Gene Ontology annotation, cellular component: nucleus. Gene Ontology annotation, biological process: DNA-templated transcription; negative regulation of DNA-templated transcription. Gene Ontology annotation, molecular function: transcription corepressor activity.